AAUUGCAAUUUAGAUCCCACAAUGAUUCCUGUGCGGAUGUACCGUAUGCAUGGGAGGAUUGUGGUACCUGGAAAUAUGGGUGCUUACCGAUAUAUGCAGGAGCUGUGGCGUAAGAAGCAGUCAGAGACGAUGCGCUAUUUGCUUCGAAUACGGUGUUGGCAGUAUCGACAGCUUACCGCUAUUCAUCGUGUGUCCAGGCCAACUCGCCCUGAAAAGGCUCGUAGAUUGGGUUACCGUGCGAAGCAAGGUUAUAUUAUCUAUCGUGUAAGAGUACGCAGAGGUGGUCGUAAGCGCCAUGUCGUGAAAGGCCAAACAUAUGGCAAACCGAAAAAUCAUGGCGUUAAUGAGUUAAAAUUUGCUCGCUGCAAACAGUCUGUUGCUGAGGAAAGAGUUGGACGCCGAUGUGGCAGUCUUCGUGUAUUGAAUUCUUAUUGGGUUGGUCAAGAUUCUACGUACAAAUUCUAUGAAGUUAUUAUGAUUGAUCCGAUGCAUAAGGUUUCUUCUACUGUUUCAUUUUUAUUACAUUAUCCCUUCACGUGCAGAAAUACAGAUAAAUGAUCAGGUUGAGAUCGUAUUAAUAGGCUAGUCUUUUGUAUAUAGACUAUUUGUAAACUUAUAGUCAUGCAGAUUUAUAAUUCUUGCUUUCUUUUAUCAUUGGGAAGUAGAUCCAUCACAUUGUAAUGGGACUUAUUGUGCGAACGAUGUAGCCUUCUUCAAAUGGUGAUACAAUCAGGGUUAACAGUAAGGAAAGAAAUAGAUAUUCAUUACUUUUUAGGCCAUUCGAAGAAAUCCAGACACACAGUGGAUAACGAAACCUGUGCAUAAACAUCGCGAAUUGCGUGGAUUAACGUCUGCAGGUCGCAGAAGCCGUGGUCUUGGUAAGGGGCAUCAUUAUUCAGCAACGAAGGGAGGUUCACGUAGAAAGUGCUGGCUACGUCGCAAUACUUUGUCGCUGCGUCGUAAACGUUGAGAACAUAAAAUAUAAGGUGUUUGUUAUGUAUUUCGUACUGUUUUCUGUUAAAUGAAAGGUUAAAGUGGUAAAAUAUUUGAAUUUCAAUUAGUUUUUUCAGUGCAUUAUAGAAGAAUUAGACGCGUUUAUGAGAAUUUGAAAUACGUGAAAAAAUAACAUCUGACAGCACCAAGGCUGAGUCAUAAAAAGGAGUGAAUUCGUUAACAGUUGAAACUGAGAAUUCGAUGCUUUAGUAGUAUAACUGUUCAAACAUAAUGGUUGUAUUAUCUGCAGAAUAUUGUUUGGAUUUUGCAUGAGGAGGAGGGAACAAUGUUUUGAUAUAUUUAUUUGCUAAAUUUGUCCACUAGAUUCCCAAUCACAUCAAACAGUGUAAACCAAGCUUCUUCCACAUCUCUUCCUUGACAGUGAGGAUCGGCUUGCAAUAUUACG
Molecule: messenger RNA, 1399 nt
Organism: Loa loa (African eye worm)
Lineage: Eukaryota; Metazoa; Nematoda; Chromadorea; Rhabditida; Onchocercidae
Exons: 5
Coding region: 22-558 (178 amino acids)
Biological process (GO): cytoplasmic translation
Cellular component (GO): cytosolic large ribosomal subunit; ribosome
Molecular function (GO): structural constituent of ribosome; RNA binding
Source: RefSeq, a predicted model, not a curated record